AUUGCACUCACUGAAGAUCCAUCCAUGGUUGUCAGGAUAACUCCCUAGCCUUUGAAGCUCCUUGCCUCAUGAGAACCCUAUCAGAUUUGGAAGUUGCUGGCCGAGAAACAAGCAUAGUGUGGUAAGCUCAGCUUAGGCUAAGGUCCUCACUUCUCGAGCUUGAUUUAUUUCCGUCAGGGAAUAAACGGCCUGCUUCAAACACCAGCAACCGAGCGGUUUCUCAGACGUUUCUGCCAGCCACAUGCUAGUACCAGACCGACAGGACGCAGAGCAGAUCACAGCGAGAUGACUCUUCACGCGGUUGACGAGUUCACCCUCCUGCAGCGACCGCGGAAGCUGCCAGGCAGAGACAUUUCAACGACCAAUAAUCCCAAUGACACGAUUAAGCAGGAGAAACCACGGGGAGUGGCCACUGCCAAACUUCGCAAACGAGACGCGGAAAAUGCUGGUGGAUCGACUCCCAGCAAGACGAGCCGUAAGCGAGGCAGAUGCUCGGACAAGGCACCGAGCAACGGCGACGAGUCUCAUUGUGAGGCUAAGCCAACUAGCCGACGGAGAGGGAAGGAAAGGUCGAUGGGGAACGGAUCGAGUCACCCUGAUGGUGCUGCUGGCUCAGCCGCCUCGCAGGGAGCGUUUGGCAUUGUUAGUAGCAGCAAUGAGCGAAACGACCCGGCGUCUCUGGCAACAGCAAGGAGAAAUGCGACGAUGGCAACAGCGAGGGACGCCAGACCAGCGGCAUCCCCGCAGCUGCUGCUGACGGAGGCUCAGCGCGCUGCUGCUUUCCACGAUCCCAGCGUCCCGCUGCUCGUCGUCGCUGCUGCUGGAUCCGGGAAGACGUCAGUCAUCUGCCACAGGAUCAUCCACCUCAUUUCCCAGGGUGUUCCUCCCAACGAGAUCUUAGCAGUCACAUUCACGAGAAGAGCAGGCCAGAGCCUACGGCAGCGACUGCACCAGCUAGCAGGAGCGAUGGCAGCGCAGCAGCUAGACAAGGCAGCAAGUGGCGCGGGAUUAGCUGCAGCAGCAGCGCCAGGAGAACCAGCAGCAGCACCAGCUAUGCAAACGGUGUCAGCAGCAGCGAUAGCAGACGUGCGCGUUUCCACCUUCCACUCCUUCUGCCUGCAGACCCUCAGGCAGUUCGCGCACCUGGCUGGACUGCCAAAGGAUUUCACCGUCUUCCCACCCAAGAUGCAGGUCAGGGCUUAGUUCCUACCAGCCCCUACACCCUGCU
This is a messenger RNA of Closterium sp. NIES-67, 1228 nucleotides long. Lineage: Eukaryota; Viridiplantae; Streptophyta; Zygnematophyceae; Desmidiales; Closteriaceae. The record is from the annotation of a GenBank genome assembly.